GCCGAGCCACUGACCGGCUCUCUUGGCUCCGCAGCCCAAGGGUAAGGCGGGCACUAAGGGGAAGAAGCAGAUCUUCGAGGAGAACCGGGAGACGCUGCGCUUCUACCUCCGCAUCAUCCUGGGGGCCUCCGCCGUCUACGCCGUGGUGAACCUGGUGAUCUUCUACCCCGCUGCCUCCGCCUGGACGUGGGUAGCGUUCAUCUUCAGCUCGGUGGUCUAUGGCACCAGCUACCGGUCCAUGAACUCCAUGGCAAAGCCGUCUUUCACAGACGAUGGCAGCCUUGCUGACGGGGGAAUUGACCUGAAUAUGGAGCAGGGGAUGGCAGAGCACCUCAAGGAUGUGAUCCUGCUGACAGCUAUAGUCCAAGUGCUGAGCUGCUUCUCGCUCUACGUCUGGUACUUCUGGCUCUUGGCUCCGGGGCGCGCUCUCUACCUCCUCUGGGUGAACAUCCUGGGCCCCUGGUUUACAGCUGACUCUUCACCUGCCGGUCAGGAACCAAAUGAGAAGAAGCAACGCCGACAAGAACGCCGCCAGAUGAAGCGCUUCUAGCCCUGGCUGGGGAGAUAGAUGAAUGCUGUUUCUCAUCUCCAUGCUGUUAUUUCAUCAGGGAAGCAAUCAAAACCAUCACAGUAGCUAUGUUACCCUCUGUCAUUGCUACCAUUCUGCUAGAAAGGCUGCAAGAGACUUCCCUUGGUUAGCUCUUACUGCCAGUCGAGGCCUUGCUCCUUGGGAUGACAAGGAGGGGAUGAUGCUGGGAUGUGUGUAAAUACCUUUUUAAAGCAGGGGCUGUAUCGCAUCUUAGGUCAGGGAUUGCAAUGUUGGAGGAAACAGUACAUUAAAGAGCAGAGUCGAAUUCAC
Molecule: messenger RNA, 859 nt
Organism: Athene cunicularia (burrowing owl)
Lineage: Eukaryota; Metazoa; Chordata; Aves; Strigiformes; Strigidae
Gene: TMEM208
Product: transmembrane protein 208
Exons: 5
Coding region: 239-550 (103 amino acids)
Biological process (GO): vacuolar protein processing
Cellular component (GO): intracellular membrane-bounded organelle
Source: RefSeq, a predicted model, not a curated record